AAUUGCUGCCCUGUGGACUCUGGGGUGUCCGCUUGCGGAGAAGAAACUGCUCCACACAUCUCUCCUUCUCUCCCUUCCACGUCUCCCUCUCUCCCUCUCUCGGGCUUCUUCCCAAGCAGAUGCUUCAUAAAGCUAUCAGUGGCCAACCACUACCCGGCUGACUCUUGACGGACGAUACCCACUUCAGGAAAUGGCAAGUCUCUUGCCAAGCCAUCAUUGUAAUUGGUCUCAGAGGAUCCCAGAGUUCUCUUUCAAAGGAAAAUGCAAGAAAGUUUCGCAUUUAGGGUAUUCUGGCACAUAUUUUUCCCCAGACGGAAGCAUGUUUUUCCUUGCUCAACAGCCUUCAGUAGAACCCAGUCCAUACUUGAGAAGACAUGGGCCAGUCUAUUCAAGUUCAGUGGGUGAUGGGAUGGACUCAGAGAACUCUGAAGAUGAGCCUAACGGUGAAAGUUCUACCAAUGAUGACCAGGGAGAGGUAAGUGACGAAUCACUCAGAGAGAAGCUUGAAAGGAUUGUUGGCAUGGAUGAUUCUACCUUUAGCGGCAUAGAUCUUGCCACACUUAUUAGAAACAAAUAUGGGAGGUCAUAUGACAUUCAGCUUAUAAAGAAGCCCUUCAGUUAUCAUUAUAAAUGCUAUAUAUUACAGGAAUUUAUGGGAAGAAAUCUUCUGGCGCUCAAUGUCAUGUGGAAGUACCUUGAGCAGAGAUCCUUUCCACUAACUGAAGAGGAGUAUAUACUGAGGCUCGAUGAUGUGGCGAACACAUUAAAAUGCUGGGGAGCUGUCUCUCACAUUAGAAACAGCCUAGCAAAGUCAAAAGAUCGUCCGAGAAUAGGAAAGGCGGUUAGCAUUUUCAUAGAUAUGGACGAGUCUGGUGGCCGUGCCAAUGAAUGGAUAUACAAGUAGAUUGUGAUGGAGUAGUGCAAUCGGUCAAAGAGAAGA
Molecule: messenger RNA, 940 nt
Organism: Rhodamnia argentea
Lineage: Eukaryota; Viridiplantae; Streptophyta; Magnoliopsida; Myrtales; Myrtaceae
Exons: 6
Coding region: 191-904 (237 amino acids)
Source: RefSeq, a predicted model, not a curated record